UGUGGGUUUUCUUAUCUUUUAUCUUCCAGCUCCUCAUAGGCGCCUCCGGGGCGGUUCGCGAUCAUCCACUAUGACAAACUGGGCGCCGGGUUGCUGCCAGCAGAAAGAGGCCCUCGCUGCAGCGGGUUAUGGAGGUUCAAAGCAGCGCAAGUCGAUGCGCAGCCCUAUCCUUUUCGCAUGGACACUUUGCAUUCGAUCUCUGAGAAAUGGUCUGAUUAUCGAGAAAAUCCGCACAUUUCCAUGAUGGGCCAGAUGUUCGUCACACUUGCCUCGCCUAUCAGAUCUCCCCCAGCACAGUCUCAUCAUCAUAAUCAGAUUUCCCCCACUUUGCUGUGUUCUAAUCUGCUGUCCUUGUUUGUUUAUUUUCGGUUAAAGAGAAUGCAUGGAAUUGUCACUGAAUUUGAACCCAUCCCCCCCCAUUUUCCCUUACUUGUUCCCCUGUCUUGUCAGUCACGCGAUCUUAAUAACUAUACAUGUGUCUUUCGCGGCGGAUGCCAAGCCAUAAGAAAGAGAAUCUCGAAGCAGAAUUCAUCCUUAUUUCAUUGUCUUUUGAUCACUGCAGUACUUAUCUUUGCCAUGCUCUCGGUUGCAUGCGCCCAAGGUUUCCUUUCCAUGCGAAUUAGGCUUCAACAAUAUCUGUUGAUUGCUAGGCCAUGAAUUCAUUGGUCAAACGAAUCCAAUCCAUGUCGCAUCAUCGUGACUCGUCGCAUCAUCGUGACUCAAAUGAUGAGCACAUUUGGCUAUCAUCGUACCUUGCAGGGUAGUGACUAUGCGACCCUGUCU
Molecule: messenger RNA, 783 nt
Organism: Aspergillus fijiensis CBS 313.89
Lineage: Eukaryota; Fungi; Ascomycota; Eurotiomycetes; Eurotiales; Aspergillaceae
Exons: 1
Coding region: 178-657 (159 amino acids)
Source: RefSeq, a predicted model, not a curated record